AUAUGGUAAAUACGCAUUUCAAUUGAAUUUUUGAAACGGUGUAGUAAUCUGAACACGCUGUGUAACUGUUUUGAGCAAAUUAAUGAUCCCGUAGUCCCCAGAGUUGUUUCUUAUUUUUUUAGGCAAAUGUUCCUGUCCGUCUCUGUGCUGUCAUUGGCUGACUCACCAGAGUCAGAUUCUACCACAGAAUUAUCAGAUUGAAAAAUCAGGGAACAGAGAGAGACAGAAAGACAGAAAAGGGCGACAGGGUUAUUUAUGUAUUCUGUAGAAUUUGAAAGAAGGAUAUAGGACGCCAGGACAGAGCAAGACGAAAAGAAAAAGUUACAAGAAUUCGUUUAAACACCAAGAAUAUUAAUUAGCAAGACGAUUCUUAAACAUUCACUGAAAGAGGAAUUUCAAAUUCCGGGACACAGCUCCACAAUGCCGCGUUCAUUCCUCGUCAAGAGCAAGAAGGCUCACACUUACAACCUGCACCGGUAUGAGAAGGAUGAUCCGGUUACAUCACUGGAGCCAUCAACUGUACCUGACAGCACGGCUCUGCUGCCAUCGCCCCCAGAGGAGGACAUGCCCCCUGUCAACGGGCAAUGCCUGGAGUACCCCUACAUUAAACAAGAGGGGAGUCCCAAAGGGGGGGUGACAGUGGAAGAGCACCCCAGCGAGGGGCUCCCCUCUUACUGCAGUCCCGUGCCUCCCAUGCAUAAGCUGCCCUCCCCUCCCUACUACAAGCCCUCGUUCCCCUGGGACUCUCUGCACGCUGCCUAUGAUUUCCGCCAGCUCUCCUGCAACUUCCAGUCCAGCCUCCUGCAGAGAGCCAGCAGCCUGUAUGGGACCCGCAUGAAGGAGACCCCCGAACCCCAGCAGCCCCUGGAUUACAGCACCCACUACUCCCCCAGCUCCGACACCUACCACUGCAUCACCUGCAACAAGGUCUUCUCCACUCCUCAUGGACUGGAGGUCCAUGUGCGCCGGUCACACAGCGGCACCAGACCCUUUGGCUGCAGCAUCUGCAGGAAGACCUUCGGCCAUGCGGUCAGCCUGGAGCAGCACAUGAACGUCCACUCCCAGGAGAGGAGCUUCGAGUGUAAGAUGUGUGGGAAGACCUUCAAGCGCUCGUCCACGCUGUCCACUCACCUCCUGAUCCACUCGGACACGCGGCCCUACCCCUGCCAGUACUGCGGCAAACGCUUCCACCAGAAAUCCGACAUGAAGAAGCACACCUACAUCCACACCGGAGAGAAGCCCCACAAGUGUCAGGUGUGCGGGAAAUCAUUCAGCCAGAGCUCCAACCUGAUCACACACAGCCGCAAGCACACCGGCUUCAAGCCCUUCGGCUGCGAGCUCUGUGGGAAGGGCUUCCAGAGGAAGGUGGACCUGCGGAGGCACCACGAGAGCCAGCACGGACUCAAGUGAGCCGAGCGAGCGACCAGCAGCCCGUCCGAGCCAACCUCCAUGAUUGCCUCUAGAGAGGGCUGUUUAGAGCAUCCGAAAUCACUGACCGGCUCUUCAGAUCACAUCCGUUGUGACCUUCGAUAGGCCGAACAGAACGAGAACUUGAUGCUUCAGUGGUUAUCUGCACUGUUUACUAUGGGAUGGAAAUAAGACUCCCCUUGCAUAACAGUUUGAUCCAUCCCUGGUUUUCCUAGGAGUUUAAUAAGAUACACCCAAACUUGUUACCUAUACACCGUGGCUAAUCAAGCUCAUAGUAAAACCUGGAAUGGGUGAAACCGCUAUGCAAUAGGAACCUUAUUUCCAUAUAUAUAAAUAUCUGAGUCCAGCACUGGAGAGGAGUCCCCUGACGCAAGCAGACUCUCCCUUUUAAGGUUAUCCCAUCGGAUUAUAAAAACGCAGUUCAGGUUUUGAUUCACUUAACUUCAUUCAACAGAUUUCAUAUGCAGACAAAGCCACCAGCACUGGCCAGCUUCAAACGAGACCAAGAAAGUUCUGAUUGAAAUAUAUUCUAAACCAAAAAAUAUGACCUAAAUAUACACAGAUAUUUGUCAAGAAGAAUAUAAGGCUGCAGACUAUAUAUAUAUAUAUAUAUAUAUAUAUAUAUAUAUAUAUACAGUAUAUAUAGUCUGCAGCUAAUUAGGGAUGCACAGUUCAUUAUUGUAUAUAUAUAUAUAUAUAUUUGAAGUGAUUUACCAGUAUAAUUAAAACAUUAAAAAGUAUUUAAAAAAUGUAUUGUGUAUUUUGUCUCCUGGAUUAUUUAUUAAAGACAGUGUAAAACUAUGUAAUAUG
Messenger RNA from Acipenser ruthenus (sterlet), 2238 nucleotides. Its product is annotated as zinc finger protein Gfi-1b-like. Bases 421 to 1410 code for a protein of 329 amino acids. NCBI's taxonomy places the organism in Eukaryota, Metazoa, Chordata, Actinopteri, Acipenseriformes, Acipenseridae. The record is from RefSeq and is a predicted model, not a curated record. Gene Ontology annotation, cellular component: nucleus. The transcript has 7 exons.